Messenger RNA from Manacus vitellinus (golden-collared manakin), 786 nucleotides. RefSeq names its product centromere protein W (gene CENPW). NCBI's taxonomy places the organism in Eukaryota, Metazoa, Chordata, Aves, Passeriformes, Pipridae. Gene Ontology annotation, molecular function: protein heterodimerization activity; DNA binding. The coding region runs from base 93 to 323 and encodes 76 amino acids. The transcript is spliced from 3 exons. Gene Ontology annotation, cellular component: kinetochore; nucleoplasm. The record is from RefSeq and is a predicted model, not a curated record. Gene Ontology annotation, biological process: kinetochore assembly; mitotic cell cycle; chromosome segregation.
UGCGCGAGGGCGGCGGAUUCGAACGGCGGAGAGAGCGAGGGCGGCGGGAGGAGGAGGAACAGGAGCGGGAAAAAGAAGAAGAGCAGAGGAAGAUGAGGCGCACGGUGCCCCGCAGCACUUUGCGGAAAAUAAUAAAGAAGUACAAGCCGCAGUUACGCCUGGCGGCGAACGCCGACCUGCUGGUGCAUUUGAACUUCUUACUGUUUCUCCAUCGGCUAGCAGAAGAAGCCAGGACGAAUGCUUUUGAGAACAAAAGUAAAAUAAUUAAACCCGAGCACACCAUAUCUGCCGCAAAGGUUAUUUUAAAGAAAAGCAGAGGCUAGAAAACAGACCACUGGAAUUUUAAAGCAUGUUUUUCCAUCUUGUCUUACUAACUUGAGACACUGUGAGCCAGCUUUAGCACUUGUGGGAGUAUGCAGUUUUAUUGACGUCUAUCUCCUGACUCUGAGUAUCUUACUCUUUCUUUAAAAAAAAAAUAAAAAAAUCUUACAAUGUCUAUUUUCAUACACUUCAUGCAUAAUUUUAAAGUGAAUGUCACUUGUCAUUUAAGACUUUUGAUGUACUUUAUUUCUUUCCUAAUGAUGGAGGAAUGCCUGUACCGUACAUACUCUUACAAUGUGGCAUCUAUUAUUAGAAGUGUGAAACUUCUAAAGGAGAAUAGUAAUAAAAAAAAUGCAGAUUUCACAAAAUCUGUUAUAGAUUGUGCAGUUCAAAGCAGAUUUACUAGUUAAAUAAAAUCUUGGCUUUCAAAAUAAUCACUGUAGAAGCAAGUGUAUUAAAUAUCUU